Molecule: messenger RNA, 852 nt
Organism: Protopolystoma xenopodis
Lineage: Eukaryota; Metazoa; Platyhelminthes; Monogenea; Polystomatidea; Polystomatidae
Source: the annotation of a GenBank genome assembly
UUUCCUCCUGGGGAGUCUCUCACACGUGGUCUUUCUGUCGAUUCCAAGGCAUCCACACCUUUGAGCUCAACUCUUGCCUGCUCUUGCCCUUCCAAUGCUUCCUGCUUCUGCACUUCCACAGCCUCUGCCUCUAGCCACUCAUUGCUUUCACAAGACACAUUGUUGCCACCCAGACAGUCCCCCACUCCAAAAAAUCCUGUUGAUUCAGCAUCUUCAUUAAUCAAUCCUGUCUGUCUUUCGCCGCAAGUUUCUUCUUUAGUCCCUGCCUCAUCUUUUUUGUCUACUUCAACGGUCGCGCCCUCUCUUUCACUAAGCCACUCUGCUUUCUCUGGGACCGGUCACAGACUCAACUUGCUUCAGGCACGCUUUUCUCAACUCACCACCACUUUCCUGUUGCGUCACCGCUCCAAAUGGAUGGGCCCAAAUUCCUCUGAAACAUUCCUGGAUCGAAAUACGUUUCUAGAUGGUCGGCCACAUAAACAAAUCCGGUGUGAAUUGGGCUCUAAUAUAGGCUUGUGUCGAAACGGAGAUAUGCCAUACCCUCUUGGAACUGGGGCGGGCAGUGAAAAAAAAGAAGCUCUAAGACUGUGCACUAGGCCCGCUGAAUCUGCAAUACUUGCAUGCGAGGCAAAACAACUGAGCCAUCACCGACAGAAACAGACACCUCAUAAACAUUUACCACAACGCCAGCUAACCGGAAUAGUGAAUUCAAAUAUUAGAAUCAACAGCAUGGAUGAUUCUGCAGUUGGGACUGUUUUCAUGGAAAUGCGGGACCCUGAACCAGAAGAGUUGAUGGUGCUGUUGAAAGAUCCUCUGCCGCCCCCAGGUAGGAUGGAUAGGAAUGGCUGCUAG